GCCUCCCGGAAUUUGUGACAGCACUUUAUCUACAUUUUGUACUCAUAUACUACAAAAGAGGGAGGGAGGUAGGUACCUUUGAAAAGAGAAGCCAACGAGUUAACUUAUUGGCUUCUCCUUCUGAAUUCUGAUGCACAUGGCGAGGCUAGAGUUACUUAACUUGUACCUGUGGGAAAUAACAUACUAGUAUAUAUCUAGUGAAAUAAAUAAGCUGAUUGGAACAACAACAUAUUAAAAUAGUCAAAAGGAUAGCUGGUGUCAACUCCAUAUUUGAUAUAGGAACAGGGAAUUUAGAGAGAAGAAUUAUACAGCAAUAAUGGCUACAGCUUCUUCUGUUUCAUCUCCUUCAAUGGAACGGAUCAUGUCACUUCCUCAUUCCUCCAUGAGCUUGCGUCAUUCCAAUCUCCCUUCUCUGCUUCAUCCUUGGUCGUUUUCAUCGUCUUUUAGGCCGCCAUCAGGCUUUCGACGUCACAUAGAUUCCAAGAGAUUUCCUAUCUUCAAGAUCAGGGCUUCUGAAGAAGAAGAAGAAGAAAAAAAUUCUGAAUCUUUUACUCGCAUCAGAAAAGUAUUUUCCAGCGUAAAAGACAAGUGGGAUGGACUCGAAAAGAAACCAACAAUCUUCCUUUAUGGAGGUUCUGCAAUCCUUGGUCUUUGGUUGUCUUCAAUCGUCAUCGAUGCAUUAGACUCCAUUCCAUUGUUACCCAAGUUUUUGGAGUUGGUCGGCCUUGGAUACUUUGGAUGGUUUGUCUACACAUAUCUUCUCUUUAAGUCUGGAAGGGAUGAACUGGGAAGUGAUUUUCAAACUCUUAAGAAAAAGAUUACUGGGGAGGAAUAGCACGUCAGUUUCCGCACUGCUGGUCAGAGAACAUCUGAACAAAUAAGCUUCAGCUACGAAGCUUUCCUCUCUAUUCUACAAUUAGUCAUGUAUACUCUUGUACAUCACAAACUUGUCAACUACCCCAUGCAAAACACCUCUUC
This is a messenger RNA of Nicotiana tabacum (common tobacco), 978 nucleotides long. RefSeq names its product protein CURVATURE THYLAKOID 1A, chloroplastic-like. The record is from RefSeq and is a predicted model, not a curated record. NCBI's taxonomy places the organism in Eukaryota, Viridiplantae, Streptophyta, Magnoliopsida, Solanales, Solanaceae. Gene Ontology annotation, cellular component: chloroplast thylakoid membrane; thylakoid.